AUGAAUCAAGGUGUGCUGGGGAGGGAAGACACGGAACCAGAUGGGAACAUUACGGCACUCCAAGAAGAGCACGGUUCUUCCAAUGGAUACCAGCAGCACACGACCGGCAUGGAAGACGCGGAGAAGGACAAGAAGAAAGAAGGAAAAUCGAAUUUCAUAGUCAGAAUAUGGAAGAAACUAGGUCUGGAUGUUGACACGGUCCUAAUGAUGGCAAAAGCGGCCUGUCCCCCAACUAUCGCCCUUGCCAUGCUACAAGCAGAUGCUGUCGCGAAGAAGUUCGCUACCCUUGGUUAUUUUGUUGCCAUCAUGUCCAUUCUCGGGUUCUGCAUCAUGCCACGGGCAAAGUUCAUACAGACUAUGAUUAUGAACGUCAUCGGAACCUGUCUCGGGUCGGCCUUCACUAUGCUCAUGCUCUGGACUGGUAUCAAGGCCCGUGAGCAUACCACUGUCCCUGGCGCACCUCCUCAGCGCUACAACUCGUCCCAAUCGGCCGUGUUAGCUGUGUGGCUUUUCUUCCAGAUUUAUGCUGUCAGCACUAUCAAGGCCAAGUUUCCACAACUGGCAUUUCCUACAAUAAUCUAUGCCAUCCAGAUCAAUGUUGCGGCGACCAAUGGAUUCUUAUUUACGACAACGCCACAGUGUGAGGCCUUCGUUUUGAGACUGCUUGAAGCAUUCUUGACCGGGUUUGGGCUGGCGACGGGGGUAUCGCUAUUCAUCAUCCCAGUCACGUCGAGAAAGGUCGUCAUGAAAGAAUUCACGGGGUACAUUAUGUUGCUAAGAGGGGCUUUGGGUGCCCACAAGGCUUACAUUCACUCUAUGGAAGGUGGAGACAUGUACGAGCAGACUUAUGUUCCAGAGGAGGGGGAGCGCAGCAAACCGAAAGACAGGCCAGAAAUUGCGGCGAUUAAAAAGGUGAUUGGACAGCUGCAAGAGCUGCAUGGGAAGCUUACUGCCGAUUUGCCGUUUGCAAAGCGGGAGGUCGCGUAUGGGAAGCUGACGGCAGAUGAUUUGGAGGGCACGUUCAAGAAGUUGAGAACGAUAUUAUUGCCUGUGCUGGGCAUGAGUUCAAUUAUGGAUCUCUUCGCCCGGGCGGCUGAAAUCAAUCAUUGGGAAGGCAAUGAGACUGACUACAAUGAGGAGGAGCGCAUGAAGGCUGUCGCAGAUUGGAACGAACUAUUCUCAUUCGUACACGAACCGUUCGACAAUAUAUUUCAGGCCCUUGAUGACGGUCUUGCUCACGUCCUUCUGAAGUUACAGCUCGUUGAACCACCGAAGAAAAUGAAGGGUCAUAACCAAAAUGAUGAGGAAGCCAAAGGCGAUUCUAUUCGACCAGGAGACGAAGGUUUUGCCAAACAUUUCGACCAGCAGGCCGCAAUAUUCUUCGGCAAGAAAGAGCCUACGCUCCGCCACUGGGUGAAGAGCAAAGGCAUCACACUUCACGACGACUAUUUCUCUGAGCCUGACUCCAUCAAUGACGAAACUCUCAAAUUACUUCCCAACAUAACUACCCGCGAGCGUGAUCAGCGCCAGCUCUUCCUGGUCCUAUACAUAAUGUUCUUGCUUAAUGGCAUCAGCCGGGCGGUCUCCGACCUGGUUAGAUUCGCUGACGAGCACGACGUUGCAAAAGAGAAGAAAAAGUUCAUUUGGCUCGGUGGCAAGCGCCUUAAGAAAUGGAUGAGGAGUAUCUUUAAUAGCCAAGACUCGAAUUCUGAGGAUGAAACAACAAUCGCAGGUUUCGACCGCAACAACACGACGGUCUACAUGGGCGAUGCGUACAAAUCCAGAAGAGACCCCGAACAUCUCCCUCCCUCCAACUCUUGGGAGAGAUUCGGAAACGUAGUUCGCAGCGUUUCGCACUUCUUACGGAGUCCGGAAUCCGCUUUUGGGCUUCGGGCAGCUUGUGCCACAAUGAGCAUAGCCAUUGUUGCCUUCCUCCGCGAUACACAGGUUUUUUUCGUGCAGCAUCGACUUGUCUGGGCUCUCGUCAUGGUUGCUAUCUCAAUGACGCCGACAGCUGGUCAAUCCAUAUUCCAAUUCGUCUUGCGCAUCGGCGGGACCGCAGUCGCCAUGGUCGUCGCCUGGCUCAUGUGGUACAUCCCUGGACAACACACUCCAGGCAUUCUUGUCUUCGUCUUCAUCUUUGUGGCGAUUGGAUUUUACAUCCCGCUCAAGCGUUUCGACCUCGUCAUUGUCGGUAUCGUUAGCGUCGUGACUGUCACCAUGAUCGUAGGCUACGAGUUGCAAGUCCGGAAGCUCGGUGUCGCGGCCUCAACAGCAACGGGACAGCCUGCAUACCCCAUCUACAUACUCGGGCCAUAUCGUCUUGCUACCGUAGUGGGUGGACUAGCUGUAGCAUUCUUCUGGACGUUUUUCCCAUACCCAAUCACAGAGCAUUCUGCCCUACGGCAGAAGUUAGGUGGAGCUUUAUACCUCAACGCAAACUUCUAUAGCAUCAUGCACGAACGGGUCAUGGCGCAGAUUCGGGGAGAUCUUGGCGAUGAGGAAAACGAUAAAGAGUCUCCCGGUUAUGCAUUGGUGAAAGCGAGAAAUAAGGUAUUCGCCAAGCAGAUGCUCACUAUUCAGGGGUUGAAGAUGCACACUGAAUUUGUGAGAUGGGAAUUUCCUCUCGGCGGCAAGUUCCCCCAGAAAGAAUACGGUAAAAUUCUCGAGUGUGUGCAGAAUAUCACAAACUACACAUCGUUGAUUGGCUACGCGAGCCAGACAUUCACGGAUCCAAAUCUCACUAAAGCUCUGACCAACAAUGGUCCUAGGUCACCAACCUCCCCAUCUUCUAAUACUGAGCCAUUAGCUCGCCAUGUUUCCGCACAAUGGUUCACCGACUUCCGCCGUGUGGUUGCCGAUGCACGCGUUACAUCGCAUGAGAUCACAUCUCUACUUGCUUUGCUUUCCUCGAGUAUCACAUCUGGCCAACCAUUACCGCCGUAUCUGCGUGCGCCAGAACCCUACGGUCUGAACAGGAGAUUGGAGCUCGUGGAUCCUGGGAUUCUGAGUCUUAGACAUAUGACUGAGCCGGGGUAUGCCGCUUUUGCUGUGAUGGCCAUUAGCACGAGAUGCAUACACAUGGACAUAGAGCGGCUUCUUGCUUCGGUGAAGAAGUUGGUGGGCGAAUUGGACUUUUCGUUCCAUGUAGUGAGUACGGCAGAUAGUGGGCGUAAUUCAGAUGAACCCUUGGUUAAGAAGGAUGAGAGGGGAAGAAAAAGAGAUUGA
Messenger RNA from Plenodomus lingam JN3, 3228 nucleotides. RefSeq lists its product as uncharacterized. NCBI's taxonomy places the organism in Eukaryota, Fungi, Ascomycota, Dothideomycetes, Pleosporales, Leptosphaeriaceae. The record is from RefSeq and is a predicted model, not a curated record.